Oncorhynchus masou masou (cherry salmon) is the source of this 5699-nucleotide messenger RNA. RefSeq names its product ECRG4 augurin precursor a (gene ecrg4a). Bases 172 to 609 code for a protein of 145 amino acids. Gene Ontology annotation, biological process: central nervous system development; anaphase-promoting complex-dependent catabolic process; G1 to G0 transition. The transcript is spliced from 4 exons. The record is from RefSeq and is a predicted model, not a curated record. NCBI's taxonomy places the organism in Eukaryota, Metazoa, Chordata, Actinopteri, Salmoniformes, Salmonidae.
GUCAGGCCUGUUUCUGUGGGUUGGAUUUUGGGAUAAACGACAUUAAGCCACUACGGGCCAGUUUCCGAUCGGAACGUUUGGCUCGCGGCCCCAACUGCGCCCCCUGUAUCUGUGUGUUUGUGGUGUGUGUUGCCAUUAGACGGGUCAGAACGCGAGAGCGAAGGGGACACCAUGGCUUCUCAGCGGCUUUAUCUGAGGUUGGUAGGGCUCACCGCUCUGCUCACAUUGCUGGCCCUCGCAGAUGUUUCCAGUGAGAGCAGCCUUCACAAGAUCCUGAAGAAAAGAGAUGUGGUGGGUGACGGUAGCGCUUCACCUAAGUACAGGGUGGCUGUUGCUCCCGCCAAGGCCAAAGAGUUCCUGGCCAAGCUACGGCGGCCCAAGAGGAACAUUUGGGACCGCAGCAGGCCAGAUGUGCAGCAGUGGAUCAUGCAGUUCAUGUACAUGGGCUUCGAUGAGACGAGACUGGAGGCGGACCUGUCCUACUGGAUGGACCACGCGCGGUCCAGCGAUCAGGGUCGCCAGCACCAUUAUGACGAGAACUCUCCCAUUGGACCCAGAGACAGAGGGGCACACCGUCACGGAGCUGACGUCAACUACGACUACUACUAACUCAACAUGCUGUCUCACUCCCUCUCUCAAAACGCAAGACGAACCUCUGUCUUCCUUCACUACUUCUCACCCCCUCUCUAUUUCUCCCUCAUACAGUGUGCAGCUUCUUUUCUUUCUUUGUAGACAGUUUACUGUCCGUUAGACAACACCUCGACAAACAUUUCUGGGUGUCCAUCAACCCUGCGUGCCACAGGGUUGGAUAAUGGGACCUUUGUUAUUCCUAAUCUAUAUCAAUGACCUUGCUUCUGUGUCUUCUACAGUACUUCCCAUUCUCUUUGCUGAGGAUACCAAGUAGAUUUUAUCACACAAUAAUUUGUAUUCACUAAUUAACGAAGCCAACUCAGGCAUGGACACAUUUUCUGAAUGGUUCCAGAUAAACAAAUGAUCUUUAAAUGUAAAAAAAACUCUAACUUUAUUUUAUUCACUAGUAAGGAUAAGAAAUGUGGUUCAAAAAAAUAGCCAGAAUCUCAAUUGUUGGGAAUGAAAUGGAGCAAGUCAUAUCCACUAGAUUCCUCUGAGUUAUAAUUGAUUAACAGUUGUCCUGGAAACGUCAUUUUCAGUUUGUCUGCAGCAAAGUGGUGAAAUCUGUUGGUAUUAGUGGUUUGGUUCAUCAGGCUUGCUUCCUUACUCUAUACUAUAUCGUAGCUUCAUUUACCAUAUCUUAUUUACUGUAAUAUUGUCUGGGCCAGCACAUAUGCCUCCUUUCCACACAAAUUACUCAUCAUACAAAAUACAUUUGCAAGACUAGCCUCCUCCUCUAAUUACCUGGCUCCAUUUGCACCUUUGUUUAAGAAACUCUAGAACUUGUAUAUUUACAACAUUAACGUACGCAAAACAUGCACUUUUAUCUACAAAUACUCAAUCAAAUUCAAUCAAACGUAUUUAUAAAGCCCUUUUUACAUCAGCCGAUGUCACAAAGUGCUGUACAGAAACUCAGCCUAAAACAGCAAACAGCAAGUAAUGCAGGUGUAGAAGCAUGGUGGCUAGGAAAAACUCCCUAGAAAGGCAGGAACCUAGGAAGAAACCUAGAGAGGAACCAGGCUCUGAGGGGUGGCCAGUCCUCUUUUGGCUGUGCUGGUUGAGAUUAUAACAGUAAAUGGCCAAGAUGUUCAAACGUUCAUAGAUGACCAGCAGGGUCAAAUAAUAAUAAUAAUCACAGUGGAUGUAGAGGGUGCAACAGAUCAGCAUCUCAGGAGUAAAUGUCAGUUGGCUUUUCAUAGCUGAGCAUUCAGAGUUAGAGACAGCAGGUGCGGUACAGAGAGAGUCGAAGACAGCAGGUCCGGGACAAGGGAGCACAUCCAGUGAACAGGUCAGGGUUGAAACAGUUGGGGGAGCAGCAACACGACCAGGUGGAUUGGGGACAGCAAGGAGUCAUCAGGCCAGGUCGUCCUGCGGCAUGGUCCCAGGGCUCAGGACCUCUGGGAGGAGAGGGAGAGAGAGAGAAUUACAGGGAGGAUACUUAAAUUCACACAGGACACUGGAUAAGAAAUACUCCAGACAUAACAGACUGAUCCUAGCCCCCCGACAAACUAUUGCACCAUAAAUACUGGAGGCUGGUACAGGAGGGGUUGGGAGACACUGUGGCCCCGUCCGACGAUACCCUCGGACAGGGCCAACCAGGCAGGAUAUAACCCCACCCACUUUGCCAAAGCACAGCCCCCACAGCACUAGAGGGAUAUCUUCAAACCACCAACUCACUACCCUGAGACAAGGCUGAGUAUAGCCCACGAAGAUCACAUCCACGGCACAAACCCAAGGAGGGCGCCAAUCCCGGACAAGAUGAUCACGUCAGUGACUCAACCCACUCAAGACAUGCACCCCUCCUAGCGAUGGGAUGGAAGCGCACCAGUUAGCCAGGGACUUAGUAAUAGGGUUAGAGGCAGAGAAUCCCAGUGGAGAUUAGGGCACCGGCCAGGCAGACAGCAAGGGCAGUUCACCUUCACACCCCUGGGCCAGACUACUCAGUCUAGCACUGGAAUAAUAUGAUACAUUUUUUGGGUUCUAGUCAAGAUUCUAGCAGCCAUGUUUAGCACUAACUGAAGUUUAUUUAGUGCUGUAUCCGCGUAUUCAGAAAGUAGAGCAUUGUGUCUAAUCUAGAAGUGAUAAAAGCAUUGAUUAACUUCUCUGCAUCAUUUUUUGAUAAAAAGUUUGAUUUUUGCAAUGUUACGAAGAUGGAACAAAAACUGUCCUUGAAAUAGUCUUGAUAUGUUUUAUCAAAAGAGUGAUCAGGGUCCAGAGUAACGCUGAGGUCCUUCACGGUUUUAUUUCAGAUGACUGUACAACCAUCAAUAUUAAUUAUCAGAUCCAACAGAAGAUCUCUUUGUUUAUUGGGAUCUAAAACAAGCAUCUUUGUUUUGUCCGAGUUUAAAAGUAAAACAUUUGCCGCCAUCCACUUCCUUGUGUCUGAAACACAGGCUUCCAGGGAGGGCAAUUUUUGGGCUUCACCAUGUUUCAUUGAAAUGCACAGCUGUGUAUCGUCCGCAUAGGAGCGAAAGUUAACAUUAUGUUUCCGAGUGACAUCACCAAGAGGUAAAAUAUAUUGUGAAAACAAUAGUGGUCCUAAAUCCAAACACCAGAACUUACAGUUGACUUUUCAGAGGACAUCCACAGAGACAAACUGAUAUCUUUCCGACAGUUAAGAUCUAAACCAGGCCAGAACUUGUCCAUGUAGACCAAUUUGGGUUUCCAAUCUCUCCAAAAGAAUGUCAUGAUCGAUGGUAUCAAAAGCAGCACUAAGAUCUAGGAGCACGAGGACAGAUGUAGAGCCUCGGUCUGAUGCCAUUAAAAGGUCAUUUACCACCUUCACAAGUGCAGUUUCAGUGCUAUAAUGGGGUCUAAAACCAGACUGAAGUGUUUCAUAUACACUGUGCCUUCAGGAAGGCAGUGAGUUGCUGCGCAACAGCUUUUUCUAACAUUUUUGAGAGGAAUACCGCUCGGACAGUUUAUCUAAACCCUUCAAUGGAUAAUUCCAGGUUAAUUACUGAGAUCCAUCUAUAGUCAGGUCCAUAAGUAUUUGCAUCAUUUUGGCUGUGUACACCACCACAAAGGAUUUGAAAGGAAACAGUUAAUAUGUGCUUUAAGUGUAGACUUUCAUCUGUAAUUUAAGGGUUUUGUCAAAAUGAUUAUGAACUGUGUAGGAAUUAAAAAACAUUCAUACAUAGCCCCCAAUUUUAUGGGCUCAAAAGUAAUUGAACAUAUUAACAUAAUUAAAUAAAUUGUGAGUUUUAAUACUUGGUUCCAAAUCCUUUGCAGUCAAUGACUGCCUGAAGUCUGGAACCCAUAGACAUCAUCAGAUGCUGGGUUUCUUCCCUGGUGAUGCUCUGCCAGGCCUUUACUACAGCUGUCUUCACUUCCUGCUUAUUCUUGGGGCGUUUUGAGUUCAGCAAGUGAAAUGCAUGCUCAAUUGGAUUCAGGUCAGGUGAUUAACUUGGCCAUUGCAGAACAUUCCACUUCUUUGCCUUAAAAAGGUAUUGGGUUGCUUUGCAGUAUGCUUCAGGUCAUUGUCCAUCUGCACUGUGAAGCACCGUCCAAUGAGUUUUGAAGCAUUUGGCUGAAUCUGAACAGAUAAUAUAACCCUAAGCACUUCAGAAUUCAUCCUGCUGCUUUUGUCAGCAGUCCCAUCAUCAAUAUAUACAAGGGAACAAGUUCCAUUGGCAACCACACAUGCCAAUGCAAUAACACCACCUCCUCCAUGCUUCACAGAUGAGGUGGUAUGCUUCGGAUCAUGAGCAGUUAAUUCCCUUCUCCACACUCUUCUCUUCCCAUCAUUCUGGUACAAGUUGAUCUUUGUCUCAUCUAUCCACAGGAUGUUGUUCCAGAACUGUACAGGUGUUUUAGAUGUUUUUUUUGGCAAGCUCUAAUCUGGUCUUCCUGUUUUUUGAGGCUUACCAAUGGUUAACAUCUUGUGGUAAACCCUCUGUAUUUACUCUGGUGAAGUCUUCUCCUGAUUGUUGACUUUGACACAGAUACACCUGCCUCCUGGAUGGUGUUCCUGAUCUGGCCAACUGUUGUGAAGGGGUUUUUCUUCACCAGGGAAAUCAUUAUUCUGUCAUCCACCACAGUUGUUUUCUGUGGUCUUCUGGGCCUUUUGGUGUCCCGGAGCUCCCCAGUGCAUUCUUUCUUUUUAAGAAUGUACCAAAUAAUUGAUUUGACCACAACUAAGGUUUUUGCUAUCUCUCUGUUGGGUUUGUUUAGAUUUUUCCUGCCUAAUGAUGGCUUGCUUCACUGGCAGGGACACCUCUUUGUACUUCAUAUUGAGGAUUAACAGCAACAGAUUCCAAAUGCACACUUGAAAUCAACUCCAGAACUUUUGUCUGCUUACUUGUAAAUGAACUAAUGAGGGAACAACACACACCUAGCCAUGGAACAACCAAUUGUCCAAUUACUUUUGGUCCCUUUAAAAGGGGGGGCAAAUAUUUGCAGUGCUGUAAUUCCUACACCAUUCACCCUCAAAUUAAAGCUGAACGUCUGCACUUUCAGCUCAUAUUCAUUAUUUCAUUUCAACUCCAAUAUGUUGUGGUAGACAGCUAAAAUAAUAAGGACUGUAUAUAACACAAGACACUGCAAUAACCUUUACCACCUCCACUGCUACAUCUCACAGUCAAUUCUGUCAGAUACAGAGGUACCAUACUCUGUAAAAAUAAAAGUUUCAUUGCCAAAACAUCAUCUCUCAAUAACUUCAAGUGAAGACUGGGGGUCAGCCUGAUGAACCAAACUACACAGUAAUCUCCAUGUAUGCUAACUCUCACAUUUAAACAAAACACGUUUUUUGUGUGUGAUUACUGCACAAUUCAUUUAUAAUUAGGUUUUGUUAUGUUUUAACAAACUAUUUUUAUUUUUGUACUUCUGUCUUGUAAAACAAUGUGUAAGGGUAUGGUUUUCAAAUAAACCCUCGGGCUUCCAACAACACCUGCACACCGUUUGUAUUAAACUAAACUGUCUCCUCUCUCACACUUCUCCCCAGUCUAAUCUAAUGGCCCCCGGCUCCUGCUCCAGAUCUGGCUUUUCUCUUCCUAUCGCUUUACACCAGCUGCUGUUCUGUUUGUAUUGUUUGUUUGUCGAGGAUCAGUAUAAAUAAUGACUGACUCAUU